UCUUUCUCCGUGAUGGGGCAAACCUUCGGAAAGUUUUUAAAAAAAAUAAAAGAAAAAUAAAGAAAAAGCCCAACCCUUAAUCUGCGAGUGGCGAUUCUUUUUAUUUUCUAGGUUUCGUCUGAUUCCGGUUGGAAGGCUUUCAAUUUCUAGGAUUCCUGGCUCGAGAUGAUGCAGAUCCCUGCCUCCACCGAGAUCUGAAGGCUUUCCAACCCUAAAACAGGUAUAAAUUUUUAAGUCAAAUAUGUUUCGGUACCAAGGUGAUGAUGUUGAUGAAAUGGCAGAGGAUUAUGAAAUGGGGGAUGUAGAGGAUGACAUGGAUGAAGAUUUUCAAGGAAGAGGGUGGUGGGAUUCAGAUUCUGAUGAUGAAGAAUAUGGUCAAUUUCACAAUAAGGUACCUGAUACUUCAUCAUUGCAAGCAAGGAGAGGAGUGGAUAUCCAAGGAAUACCUUGGAAUAGGUUAAGCAUCACAAGGGAAAAGUACAGACAAACCAGAUUAGAACAAUACAAGAAUUAUGAAAAUGUUCCAAAUUCUGGUGAAGCAUCAGAAAAGGUUUGCAAUCCAACUGAGAAAGGAGGCAUGUAUUAUGAGUUCCAACGUAAUACAAGAUCAGUGAAAUCAACCAUCCAUCAUUUUCAGCUGAGAAAUCUGGUUUGGGCUACAUCAAAGCAUGAUGUCUAUCUAAUGUCACACUAUUCUGUGCUCCAUUGGUCAGCAUUAACUUGUGAGAAGUAUGAGGUUAUGAAUGUUUCAGGACAUGUGGCACCAUGUGAGAAACACCCUGGAAGUUUAUUAGAAGGAUUUUCUCGGACUCAAGUUAGUACAUUGGCAGUAAAGGAUAAGUUACUUGUAGCGGGUGGAUUUCAAGGAGAACUUAUUUGUAAACAUUUAGAUCGAGAAGGAAUAAGCUUUUGUUGCCGGACAACUUAUGAUGACAAUGCAAUCACUAAUGCUGUGGAUAUUUACGAUAGUCCCAGUGGUGCUGUUCACUUCAUGGCUUCAAAUAAUGACUCUGGAGUUCGUGACUUCGACAUGGAGAAGUUCCAGCUUUGCAAGCAUUUCCGAUUCCAAUGGCCGGUCAAUCAUACAUCACUUAGUCCUGAUGGAAAGCUUCUUGUUAUUGUGGGAGACAACCCUGAGGGACUACUGGUUGAUGCUUGUACGGGAAAGACUAUCCAUGAACUGCGUGGCCACCUAGACUAUUCAUUUGCAUCGGCAUGGAAUCCUGAUGGUUAUACAUUCGCCACUGGUAACCAGGAUAAGACCUGUCGGGUUUGGGAUGUAAGGAACCUCUCCAAAUCCAUUGCUGUACUGAGAGGGAACCUUGGAGCCAUAAGAUCAAUCCGCUUCACGUCGGAUGGUCAGUUCAUGGCAAUGGCAGAGCCAGCGGACUUUGUUCACAUAUUCGAUGUCGGAAGUGGGUACAAGAGGCAACAGGAGCUGGAUUUCUUUGGUGAAAUCUCAGGCAUGUCGUUCAGUCCUGACACCGAGGCUCUUUUUGUUGGUGUAUGGGAUCGGAACUAUGGCAGUCUCCUUCAAUACAGCCGCCUUCGGAGCUACUCAUACCUUGACUCACUACCAUGAAUUAGAACUUGUUUCCAUGUUGUACCUCUCGAAUCUGUUGCUAUCUGUGCUCGGUGCAGGAUGUUGUAGAUGGGCAUGGACAGGGGGAUGUCGAUUAGGUUUAAAGGUGAACCUGGAAAACUCUCAUGUUUAAUCUUAAUGAAAACUUCACAUUUUUUUUGAAAAAAUCUCUUAUGAAGUGUACAAAGAAGAAAAAAGUGUAAAAUUGCCCAGAGACUACACUUGUAAAGAAAACUGAGAGCAAGGCCAAUGUGCCAGACUCUCAGCUGUCUUUCAGAAGCUUCUGGAGUGAUUCUGAUGUAUAAUCUUCAUUGAAUAUUUAUUAUUUUAGACUUACGUGAAAUUUCACAGUGCUUGUUUUGAGU
Molecule: messenger RNA, 1947 nt
Organism: Elaeis guineensis (African oil palm)
Lineage: Eukaryota; Viridiplantae; Streptophyta; Magnoliopsida; Arecales; Arecaceae
Molecular function (GO): protein binding
Source: RefSeq, a predicted model, not a curated record